Molecule: messenger RNA, 147 nt
Organism: Diversispora eburnea
Lineage: Eukaryota; Fungi; Glomeromycota; Glomeromycetes; Diversisporales; Diversisporaceae
Source: the annotation of a GenBank genome assembly
AUGGUUAAUUGGCAAUUAUCGGGCUCUGUGACUUCUAGCCGGUCCGAAGAUCAUUUUCGGAUUGUGUCCGAAUCCCAGGUUACGAUCCCCAUCGGUGGUCCUACGACAAUAGCCGCAGUGACCGAUAGUUUUAUUACUGAGACAUAA